This is a messenger RNA of Diachasmimorpha longicaudata, 2481 nucleotides long. RefSeq names its product zinc finger protein ZFP2-like. The transcript has 6 exons. Gene Ontology annotation, biological process: regulation of DNA-templated transcription. The record is from RefSeq and is a predicted model, not a curated record. NCBI's taxonomy places the organism in Eukaryota, Metazoa, Arthropoda, Insecta, Hymenoptera, Braconidae. Bases 822 to 1973 code for a protein of 383 amino acids. Gene Ontology annotation, molecular function: DNA-binding transcription factor activity, RNA polymerase II-specific; RNA polymerase II cis-regulatory region sequence-specific DNA binding.
CCCAGUGACCACUCAAACGGGGAAAAUAUGGAAAAUAUGGUGGAAUAAAAGCCGCGACGAGUUUGCGAAACGAUCGGAGAAGGAAGAGGAGGAUGUUACAUUGGUGAAUAGCGAGCAGUUGUGGAUGGUGACCGAGGAUGAAAGGGGAGUGCAAUCUGGCCUCGUAUGUAGUUGCGCUCGUUGGAAGGCAGGUUGGCAGGCGAUCGUUUUCGUACCAAAAGAAUAAGAAAGAGGAUAAAACGGAGAAAGAGAGGAUGAGAGAAAUAAAACGUGUUUCUCAGACAGGUUCUAUGGCAAUUGGCAGGAGUGGAAGGGAGAUGAAAUGACUCGACAGGUGCCUCUGAGUCGCCCACGUGGGGGCACCUUGGGAUGAGGCAGGAUGGGGGAUGAAAAAAAAAAUAUAUAUGUAUAAAACUCGGGAAAAACGGCUUCCUUGUGCCUUCAUGGAUUAUGGGACUUGGUGGGGAGAAUAUGUGUGGGUUUUCGUUCGAGAGGUGGAGCUUCUUUGGCUGAACAGGAGGGGCAGCUUUGAGCUACCCAUUCGGUAGCAAAUGCUUGCUUGCUAUAAAACCGUCGCAAGGUCAAGAUCAGUCGGUUAAUCCCAUACCCAGUCAGCCAAGGGCCUUGCACCUUGCACCAUCGGCUCCGCAGCGCCGAGAUUACGAGCGAUUUUCAACCCCUCUUGUGACUCGAUACUCGGAAUCCUCUGGGUCUCGUGUUGCCGAUUGUCUUGGUAAAAAUUAUUCAGUAUAACGUUAACACCCUUCAAUCGAAAAUCUGAAGAACUCGAUGGUGAUUGAGACGUGCGGACCAUUCGGAGGAUGGAGACCUGUGUGCUGAUACCAAAAGAAUUCUCACUGGCCCUCGCCAGCGACUGCAAGAGGGACUUGGGAAUUUUCAAAAAUGAUAACAACAUCGCGGAUGUCAGAAUAUCCGUGUGGUCCAACGUCUUCAUACCCAGUGGCACGCUUAUCUAUCCAUUCCAGGGGUCUAUCAGGUUCGAUAAGAUCGAUCUGUACUCCCUUCUCGAUGAUAACGAUAUAAGACGGGAGUACGGCUGUUACGAUGAAGUCUCAUUUUCAAAUUACAAUCUCAAUCAUCGCAAGUGUAAUUGGAUAAGAUUUCUCAGGAUUGUACAGGGGUACAGUGAUCACGUGAAUCUCAUUGGUACCAAAGUCAAAGGUGAGCCGAUAUUCGAAGUAAUCAAGGAUGUCCAGCCAGACUCUGAGCUCGUCGCCUGGUUUCUUCCAGCAUCCCACGAGGAUCUUGUCUUCAUAUCGCGUGACGUCUGUUCACGUUCAGCAAUCUACAGGUGCACCAUCGACUCAAUUCUCGCUGAGUCCCCCCUUGAUCUCUCAAAGACCCUGUUAUCACACCAAUCGUCAUCGCUAUCGUCAACUUACUACGAAGUCGAUGAGUACGAGUCAACAUCCGAGGAAUCGUCAUCCUCAACCCUGUCCCUAGUCAGCGAUCACUUAGACUGCAGUAUCUUAACGACAAUUAAACGAGGUGAACGUGUGCUCCUUCCCUGCGAAGUCUGUGGCAAGUCAUUCGAUAGGCCGUCGUUACUCAAGCGUCAUAUGAGAACUCACACAGGUGAAAAACCACACGUUUGUAUGGUCUGCAACAAGGGCUUCUCUACGUCGAGCUCACUCAACACACACAAACGCAUACACAGCGGUGAAAAGCCACAUCAGUGUCUCGUGUGUGGCAAAAAAUUUACAGCAUCCUCCAAUCUUUACUAUCAUCGGAUGACUCACAUAAAGGAAAAACCGCACAAGUGUUCCCAAUGUUCGAAAUCAUUUCCAACACCGGGCGAUCUCAAGAGCCACAUGUACGUGCACAACGGACUGUGGCCAUUCAGGUGUCAUAUCUGCAGCCGCGGCUUCAGUAAGCCGACUAAUCUCAAAAAUCAUAUGCUGCUGCACCUCGGUAGAUGCUCAAAUAAAAAAUUCAUCAAGUCUGACAUGUAACCUGGAUUGAUAAAACAAAUUAUAAACCUAGGCUUACUUACAUUUAUUACGAAUUCAUGUGCCAGAUAAACACGGUUGUUGUAGAUUUAAUUACUUUUUAAUGACUCAUUAUUCCCUUAGAAUAUUUAAAAGACGUGAAUUAUAAUGAAUUAAUAGUUAUCAACAUUUUUUUUUUCACCUUUUGAUUACUCCAAUUAUUACAAUUAUUGAGUGUUUUCAGUUCUCACGAUAUUUUAUGUUGUCCGUUGCAGGUUUUAGAAGACUUUGUGUUAUCAUAAAUCGAGUCCCGAAAGUCUCACUAAUUAAUAUUGAAAAAAUAAAUCACCAGCAUUUUAUCAACGCAAUUAAUUGCCGUAUAUACACGAUAAAUAUACAUGAAACUUGUUUCUCUUUCAUCGACAUUAGUGAGACUCCCAGGGCUGUGCAGAUCAUUACAAUAAUCAAUAAAAUGUAAAACAUAUUUGAAAUACAAUAUAAUAAUAUUACUGAAUCAUCUGUCAUUCAUUUU